CUCUUUACCUUCUUUCCCAUUCAUAUCAAAAUUGCCGAAAAGAAAAUUCUCGCUGGAGCUCAUAGCUGAAGCUUCCAUGGGAUUAGUUUCAGUCGUUCCCCAUGGCGGUGCCAUUUGCAUCGCCCUCAAUUUCGAUCUCAGACUUUCCUCUGUUUCGACUACGGUUCAGUCUCCCAGAUGGACCGGACUCCGGUUCACAAAUCCUCGUCUCUCCGUUCUCCAUUCAGUGAGCCAUAACCGGCAGGCAAUAUGUUUCCCGGUUGCUCGCGCCAGGGAAUGGAGCAGGAGGAUCAACUGUCUGAAGAUGAGGAGAAUUCUUAUGCUAAUUCCAAGGAGAAACUUCAGGAAAAUAAAGCUUAUGUAUCAUCUGCUAAAACCGUUGCAUUUUGGGUGUGCUCGGCAGUUACUUUUGGAGUUGGUGUGGGGUUGAAAGAGGGAGUUGGCAAGGCAUCAGAAUUUUUUGCUGGUAUUUUGG
Molecule: messenger RNA, 475 nt
Organism: Hibiscus syriacus
Lineage: Eukaryota; Viridiplantae; Streptophyta; Magnoliopsida; Malvales; Malvaceae
Exons: 4
Coding region: 77-430 (117 amino acids)
Source: RefSeq, a predicted model, not a curated record